AAAUUAUUCCCUUGUUUUCUGUGGCCAUCAAUUAUUUAGAAGCCAGAAAGUUCAGAUUUUUAAACAAACCGCGCGACUAACUGUUGUCUCAUGAGCUUCUCACAUGGCAACUAUUGCCUCCGUAGCUUCCAUUUGUGCUCACCUAAAUUCCCAUCAUACUUUGAUCUUUCCAUCGAAAUCCCCCGGCAAAACGUAUAGAGUGCGUUGCAAUGGAGGAAACCCAACCACCAAUUCCUCGACAAAAAAAGAUCCCAAACCCCAAAAUGCACUUCUCAAGAUAGCAUGGUAUAGUUCUGAACUUCUGGGUGUUGCUGCUUCUGUUUUCCGUUCACCUUCAAUUGAGGAAGCUCCCGAGAGAACCCUUGAGCUCGCCGGAGAUGGUUCAGGUGCAGUUGAUCGCGCUGCGAUUGUGGCAACCAUCAAAGAGGACUUUGAAAAGUCUUACUUCGUCACAGGAAACCUCACUUUGAAUGCUUAUGAAGAGGAUUGUGAAUUUGCUGAUCCAGCUGGCUCCUUCAAAGGGCUUCAACGUUUCAAAAGGAACUGCACUAAUUUUGGAUCACUGCUUGUAAAGUCCAGUAUGAAGCUUAUGAAGUGGGAAGACUUUGAGGAUAAGGGAAUUGGCCACUGGCGAUUCAGCUGUAUUUUAUCGUUUCCUUGGAGACCCAUUCUUUCUGCAACGGGAUAUACAGAAUACUAUUUUGAUGCACAAUCUGGAAGAGUUUGCAGACAUGUGGAGCACUGGAAUGUUCCGAAAAUGGCUUUAUUUAGGCAAAUUCUAAAGCCUAGCAGUGGAUUUGGCAUAAGAGAUCAGGUGAAUAGGUGGUUGAAAGAUAUACAGGGGAAGCUCUAGAUAAACAAAGCUUUGUAUCUGCAUCAAAGUCCCUACAAUACCUCCACUAGUUGCAAGUUCGGACGGUCAUGAGAAUCCAGCAGAAUUUUAUGUAAUCUGAUACGGAUCUCUUGCUGAGUUGAAAUACAAGUUGGCUGUUUCUUUUGGCAUGCAUUAUCUUGGAAAAGAAUAAACCUUGAAGCAUAGGAAGAAGCUGAGAUUUAUUGUUUAAAUCCUCUAACAAACUAGUAUAGUACAGUUGUUUUUGUGGUCUGUUGUAUAGUUGUUACUUGAUAUGACACCCGGAUUGUAGGAAUUCACUGUAAGUAUUUGGCUCAGUUGAGUAAAGUAGGUAGGAGGAGAGCUAUAUGGCUGACAUCAACAGCCAUGUGACUUGAUAUUGUAAAUUCAUGCUGCACCAUUCCAUUUUAAAAUGAAUUUGAAGUCUCAUUUGGUUAA
Molecule: messenger RNA, 1291 nt
Organism: Prosopis cineraria
Lineage: Eukaryota; Viridiplantae; Streptophyta; Magnoliopsida; Fabales; Fabaceae
Exons: 5
Coding region: 104-853 (249 amino acids)
Source: RefSeq, a predicted model, not a curated record